This is a messenger RNA of Camellia sinensis, 729 nucleotides long. RefSeq names its product V-type proton ATPase subunit G 1. Gene Ontology annotation, molecular function: ATP hydrolysis activity; proton-transporting ATPase activity, rotational mechanism. Gene Ontology annotation, biological process: proton transmembrane transport. NCBI's taxonomy places the organism in Eukaryota, Viridiplantae, Streptophyta, Magnoliopsida, Ericales, Theaceae. Gene Ontology annotation, cellular component: vacuolar proton-transporting V-type ATPase, V1 domain; vacuolar proton-transporting V-type ATPase complex. The record is from RefSeq and is a predicted model, not a curated record.
UAAAGCAGGGUCUCAUGUAUCCAUUUUGAUUAAUUGAUUAAUUCCAGAGGUAAAUUUGCAAUCAAUCUUUCAGCUUUCUCUCAGCUCUCUGGUUCACAUCGUAGUCCAAACUCAUCAACAAAGCACUACUCCUGAAUUCUAGUUCAUUCGUUGACCAUUCUCCGCUUCUGCUGUGCUUUAGUACUUUUAAGCAAGUAUGGAAGCCAACAGGGGCCAGAAUGGAAUUCAGCUGUUGUUAACCGCAGAGAAAGAAGCUCAGCACAUUGUUAAUGCUGCAAGAACUGCUAAAAUGGCUAGACUAAAACAGGCCAAAGAGGACGCUGAAAAGGAGAUUGCUGAAUUCCGUGCUCAAAUGGAAGCUGAGUUUCAAAGAAAGGUUGCAGAGAGUAGUGGAGACUCAGGUGCUAAUGUGAAGCGUCUCGAACAAGAAACAGAGGCGAAGAUCCAUCACUUGAACACAGAGGCUGCUAGAAUUUCUCAUGACAUUGCGCACAUGCUUCUGAGGCAUGUGACAACUGUGAAGAAUUAAGAUAUUGGGUUGAACUUGAUGGCGUUGGUACUCUGUUCUCUUCUCUUCAGUUCCUAUUUAUCAUAAAACGUCGAUUUCCUUCUUGUGACAUUGAGAAAAGCUUUGCUUUUAUCCUCUAUCAUAGAAUAUUUAUCAUUUGUAUUGGUUGAUUAUGUCAUUUUGUUCUAAUAAAACUUUCCAGUAUGCGCUCUCAUGUAUCA